AUGAUGUCCGAAUCGCCGGGCGGUCCGGAGCCGGAGAUGGGGUCGCCGGCUCCGGCUUUUAUUUCGCUCGGCAUGGUUGUGAUUGAUGAGCUCCGCUUUCCGGACGGGAGAGUUCUUCGCGACGUUCCCGGCGGUUCUGGGUUUUAUGGUACUCUCGGCGCACGCCUUGCCAUUCCGCAAAAUGAGUCUGCGAAUGUGUGUUGUGUCAUUACGGCUGGAUCUGACUUCCCGACUGCUGUGAGACAGCAGAUUGCGGGAUGGGGUGUCACCGUUCAUUAUGACGAGACGCCGGAUAGGCUGUCAACGAGAGGUCUUUUGGAAUAUGAGAAUGAUGCCUUUGGAAAAAAGACGUUUCGAUAUACUGUGCCACCAUUACACCCGAAUCUAGCCCGGCUUCCUGAACCGCUUCUUCGAUCCUCGGUGGUUCACACCCUAGCGACACCAGAAGAUCUCGAACGUCAUAUGGAAACCCUCACAAACCUCCGCGGUGAAAUGGAGAACCCAAGUUCCCUAAUCGCAUGGGAACCCUCACCUAUCAACAUUCACGACCGCGAGGCCGAGCACAUGAGAGCCCUCCACCUUUCAGAUAUCUGUUCUCCAAACGACCACGAACUCCUACGUAUGAAGGGCAUACACGAGGGCCCUGGGAUACCCUACAAUAGGGCACUUAUCGAAUACCAUGCCAUCAACCUCUCAAGUGAUAUCAAGGCAUCGGGGCAUUCUGCAUUGCUCAAGGAAGUGCGGAACAGACCGCGGGUCACGGUCAUCAGGUGCGGCGAACAGGGCUGUCUCACGAUUCCCCGGGGCGGCAACCCGAUAUGGCUGCCCCCUUUCUACGACCAUGGCUCUUCGAAAGUCCAAGACCCCACAGGCGCCGGGAAUGCGUUCCUCGGAGCAUUUGCAGUUGCUUUCGCGAGAACGGAUGACGCGGUGCUUGCGUCCGCGUAUGGGUCUGUGGCGGCCGGCUUCGUUAUCGAGCAGAUUGGUCCGCCUCGGAGAGAGGUCAUCGACGGCAGAGAGUGCUGGAAUGGGGAGGCGUUUGAGGAUAGGUUGAGGACAUAUCUGGACAAGGUCGCGACGUGGCCAACCGAUGGAGUACUGCAAAGCAAGUAG
This is a messenger RNA of Colletotrichum costaricense, 1113 nucleotides long. RefSeq names its product PfkB family carbohydrate kinase. NCBI's taxonomy places the organism in Eukaryota, Fungi, Ascomycota, Sordariomycetes, Glomerellales, Glomerellaceae. Bases 1 to 1113 code for a protein of 370 amino acids. The record is from RefSeq and is a predicted model, not a curated record. The transcript is spliced from 3 exons.